AUGUUGAGAAGUCUGAAAGGACUCGUCUGCCAUCCUCGAAAGUUGGACUGUGGGUAUGCCCUCCAUACGGCAGCCAAGGAUUGCUUAAGUUCCGUUGUCAGCCAGGACGUCCAAACACUGGCAGAAGGACCAAGAGCAGUUUUCUAUACCAGCGAGAAUGACCCGGCCAACCACGCGGAACAGCACGAGGGUCGUCACUACAGCAUCCCGCUGGAGGAGGUGAAGGCCGUCUUUCCGCACGGGCUGCCCUCUCGCUUCCAGCAGCAGAUUAAGACCUUCAAUGAAGCCUGCCUGAUGGUGCGAAAGCCAGCUCUGGAACUUUUCACUUACCUGAAGAACUCCAACUUCGCGCACCCAGCUGUCAGAUACGUGAUCUACGGCGAGAAAGGAACAGGGAAAACCAUGACUCUGUGUCACGUGGUUCACUACUGCGCAAGGCAAGGCUGGCUGGUGCUGCACAUCCCAGAUGCUCAUCUCUGGGUGAAAAACUGCAAGGAGCUUAUGCAGUCUUCCUAUAACAAAGAACGGCUUGAUCAGCCUUUGCAAGCAUCCUUCUGGCUCAAGAACUUCAAGGCCUCAAAUGAGCGCUUCCUAAAGGAGAUAAAAACACAAAGAAAAUAUGUGUGGGGCAAACGAGAAAGCACGGAGGAGGGCAGACCGUUGGGUGAGGUGGUGGAGCAGGGUUUAGCUCGCGUGAGGAACGCCAGCGACGCUGUAGGGGUUGUGCUGAAAGAGAUAAAGCAGCAGUGUCGUCUCGGCUCAUUCCGACUGCUCGUGGCAGUGGACGGCGUCAACGCGCUCUGGGGAAGGACCACGUUGAAGAAGGAAGACAAAAGCCCGGUGUCUCCAGAGGAGCUGACGCUUGUGUACAACCUAAGGAAGAUGAUGAUGAAUGAUUGGAACGGAGGUGCUAUUGUGACAACCCUCAGCCAGACCGGCUCACUCUUCAAACCCAGUUCUGCCUAUUUGCCCCAGGAGCUGCUGGGAAAGGUGAGUCUCGGGCUCUUCCCUCCCCACUUCCCUUUGGGAACCGAGCAGGAAUCCCG
This is a messenger RNA of Tauraco erythrolophus (red-crested turaco), 1046 nucleotides long. The record is from RefSeq and is a predicted model, not a curated record. Lineage: Eukaryota; Metazoa; Chordata; Aves; Musophagiformes; Musophagidae.